AUGUCAGCAAAUGAAGAUGAAAUUGUACGUGAAAUUGUAGAAAUUCAUUUAAACAAAGGACUUAAAAAUGUUAAUUUCACAUCGAAUGCAUUCAUAAUUUAUCGCCUUUGUUAUCAAAAAAAUUGUGCACUCCAAAAUCCUAACCUUUCAAGGAACUAUUUAUCAGAAUUAGCAAGUGAAUCAUGGAAAAAUGAAUCGAACGAAAUCAAAGACAGUUAUAAACGUAUGGCAAAAAAAGUAAAAAGAGAGUUUAGAAAAAAAGUUACUUCUCUGUGUUUUAUUCACAGCAAUCUGGCUGGUACGAAUGAUGAAACAAACCCUCCUGUGGACCUAAAUCCAAACACUAGUCGCCAUAAUAAUCAGGACUCUUCAAUGGUCCAAAAUUCUCCGAAUAUAGGCCAAACCACUUCGAACUUUAAUCCUACAAACUCCAAUGGCUUCGAUAUGAAUCAAGGAAUUUCCUUCGAUAUGAUUGAAGACACUUACAACUACAACUACCACCCCCUUAACUCACCAGAAAUUUUCAACGAAGGCACUCCUUUCUAUAACGGUGAUGUUUAUUACUCUGUGAAUAUGGUCUACUCUCCAGAUUAUAAAGAAAAAUAA
Messenger RNA from Diversispora eburnea, 606 nucleotides. The record is from the annotation of a GenBank genome assembly. NCBI's taxonomy places the organism in Eukaryota, Fungi, Glomeromycota, Glomeromycetes, Diversisporales, Diversisporaceae.